AUGCGAUCUUCUGUUAGUGCCAUACUGUCAACUCCAACACAAGACCCAAAUAUGUCGCAUCCAGACUAUGAGAUGACUGUAUAUGACCAUGGAACUUUACUUAUACUGGUUAAACACUUGGGUAAAUAAAAAUAAUGUACAUAAUACUUGUUUAUAUUAUUGAAACUUGUGUUUUGUUAUUUACACUUUUGUAUUGUUAUAAGGUGAAGAAUUAUCAUCAAAAAAUUUUAACCGACUUUUUGAACGUAUUUGUCGGAUAAAUCAAUUGCGUGUUGUUGACGGUGCCGGGACAGAACGAUGUGUUCAAGCUAGAUAUAUCAAAGACUAUCCAGUUGGUAAUAACGACUGGGGUGAUUUUCAAACACAUCGGCGGCUUUUGGGUCUUAUAACUGUUUGUAAGUAUUUUAAUAGUUAUUUGAUAUGGUUUUAAUUUUAUAUUAUAUGCAAUAUAUAUAUAUACUUUUUUUUUAGCUAAAUGCAAACUUCAAAUAGAACUAAAUGAAAUAUGUAGAUUACAUGAGAGUUUAAAAGUUAAGUAUCAAUCUACCUUAUAUGAUUCACGUUGUAUUAUAUUUGGUGUAAAUGCCCAAAAUUGUCCAGAAUUAAGUACACCAUCAAAUUUUAAAUCAAGAGAUGUGUAUUAUGCUAGUGAUAAUGAUCCUAAUCCUUCAAUUGAGAUGCAUUUAAAUGAAUUUUUGUCAUCAUUAUUUUGGGUAUUAGAUGCCAAACGACUGGAAAAAUCAAAAGAAAAAGUAUUUAUUGAUAUUCUUAAGGUUAUUUAUUUAAAAAAAAAAAUAAUAUAUUUUUUUUAAGCUGGAUAAAGCCACAUUGUUAAUUGCUCCAUUUGAAAAACGUAAUAUUAUUGGUUUAGACAUGGAGUCAAGAGCUAAUAAGAAACGUUGUAUGGGACGUAUAACUAAACAUUUAGCUGAUUUAAACUUACAAACAGGUUUUUUACAUGAUGCUCUUAAUUGUUAUCAAACUGCUAUAGAUACAUUGCGUUCUUGUAACGAUUGGCUUUGGUUAGGAGGUAAUUUUGAUAUAUUAAAAAAAAAGUAUUUACAAUAAACAUAAAUACUAUUUUCUUUUAAAAGGUUGUUUGGAAGGAUUAUGUGCAACGUCUUUGAUGAUAUUGCAACCCCAAAAUCAACUAACAAAAUCAAAUUUUCAAAGAAAUGCUUCACUACAAGAACGUCAUUCUAGAUUCAAGUGUGUAUUGUUUGUCAAUGUUUGAAUAGAAAUUUAUAAAACUGGAUAUUUACUUUAAAGGUUCAGGCCAUUGUCCACGAAUUCAGGAUUUGCUUCAUUAGAUGACAAUGCUAUUAGAUCUACAAUCCCUCAGAAUUUACUUAACAUUGAUGAUAUUUAUAAAAAUUAUGGAGAAGCUCUUAAACACUAUAGUAAGGUAAAUUGUAAUAGAAGAAUAUUUAUAAUAAAAUUAAAAUUAUCAAUUUUUACAAAGUACUAAGUUUUUUUUCUUAAGUUUUAAAACAUUCAUUAUUAAAUAUAUAUUUAUUUACGAGUAUUAACCAUUUAAUAAUUUUGUUUUUAUAUUAUUAUUCAUUAUUAAUUAUAUUAUUUGGUAGGUAUCAUAUACAGUAUUAUGGAAGUGAAAUAAAAAAUUGGUAGGUUAUAAUAAUAUGUAUUCCUUAAAUUCUAUUUAAUUAUUAAUAGGAAGUUAAGGUAAGAUGUAUAUAGAGAUUUAAUUUAAAUGUUUAUACAAUUAAUGACAAAUCAUUGCUAACAAAAAACAAAGAACAAAGUUCAGUUAAAUAUAUUUUGUGAUGCUGUGAUUUUUAAGAUUUACAUUAAAAUUUGAAAUUUACAAAAUCUUAAAAAUAAUAUAAUGUUUGGAAAGUGCAAAUAUGUUCUGAAAGUUUAAAAUCUCUCUGUUUAUUUCUAACUAAAUGAUAAAAAAAAAAAAAAAACAGUAAAACCGAUGCAUUUCUUAAUUCAUUCAGAAUCUGAUUUCUUUUUGUCAGUCUGUUAUAGUUUUUCUGUUCUACUUAGAAUGUAAAUUGUCGUUUUUGGGUACACAUUGGAGUUUAAAUACAAAUCACAAAAUUGUAUGACAAGUAUAUUAUUAUCAACGGCUGUACGUUAUUAGUCUUUUUGUAAAAAGAUAACUUAUGUUAAUUUUUACAUUUUUUAAAUAGUUUUAAUUCAUUUUUUAAAUGUUGUUACUUGUGAUUAAACACCAUAAUUUAUGUUCUAAUUAACGAAAUUUUGCUAUGGCAUGCAUUAGGAAGAUGAAAACAACACAUGUGGUAUGAUAUCUUUUACAUCAAAUACAUAGAUGUACAUAUAUUUAUAAUUUAUUUUUUGUAAUAAUUAUAACUACAAUGUAACUGUAUGCCAUAGUACACUCAGUUUCUUAAAUUUUGAUUGCACAUCAAAAAUGUGUUGGUCGUUGCAGUCAAAUUUUAUUAGAUGAGUGUGGUUGAUGUACAAUAAAUGAUUAUCAGUUGAUCAGUAUUCUUAUUACUGUAAUCUAUCUAUCUAUCUAUCUACACAGUUUUUGUAUGGAAUAGUGAUUUUUUUUUAUGUUAACAAUAUAAUAAAAUGGUUUAAAACAGUUGAUUUCAUUAAAAUGUGUUUCUAAAACAGUUUUUGUCGUAAAAAUGUGUAGAAUUUAGGUUUAGCACUAGCAUUUUAAAUAUUUCAACAAUAAUCGCUAAUAACAUAUCUUGUAUGAUUGGCAUACAACUAUUUAUACCAUAAAUACUAUAUAUUUUAUGUAUAAAUGAAUAUAGAUUGAGUUAUAAUUUAUUUUAAAACUAUUUUUAAUUUUAUUGGUAUUAAUAAUAUGUUUGGAAUAUUAUAAAUGUUAUUGAAUUUUAGAACAACAAUUUUGGAAGAUAGGUGCACUGGUUCGUAUAUGUGAAUUAUAUAAUUGAAACAUGUACGUAUUGCUAUUAAAAUUAAAUCAGUUUAUACAAAUAAAAUUAGUACAAUACAAAUAGAAAUAAUAAAAUAAUUUAUUAAUCACUGUAUUCUGUUUUUUCGUAUCUGAUGCACUAAGACACUAAUUUAGAUAUUUAUUUUCUAUAGUAUUUAAAUGCUGGCGUAAUACUUACUGAAGGGAGUUUAAAAGCUGCUCGUAUAGCUGUUGUUCACCAUCAUUGUAUACAUGUCCAUUAUUUUUUACAAAACGUUUUACCUAUAAAUUUGACACUAACUGAUGAAGAAAAAGUAACUAAAAAUUUAUGUAUAAAAUAUUUAAAAAUGAUUAACAAAUAUUUUAUUUAAAUAUUAAUAUUUAAUGAAUGUGUAGAUACAACGUUUAAUGAAAUUGGCAGAACUUUAUUCAGAAAUUGGCUUUCAUCGUAAAGCAUCAUUUUUCCGAUGGUUGGCUUCUAAACGAUAUGUUUCUGCAAGUAAUCCGAAUACUUCAUGGGAACAGUGUUAUCAGUUAUUACUGCAAAUGUUACCUGGGCACAAGUUAUCUCUUGAUCCAAAUGAUUAUGUACCAGGAGGUCAAAUCGGAUGGCCUGAACUACAACGUCAAGUAGUUAAUGAAAUUGUUUUGGCUGCAAAGAGAGUUGGAAAUGCUAGUUUAGCAACAAGACAUUGCACAUUCUUGUUACAAACCAUGUGGUGGAUGAUGAACAAAAUAGAAAGAAGUACUUAUGCUACUCAAUUGUCCUUAUUAUCUGCACAGUGUGAAGGUUCUCCUAUUCCUCUAAUAUUGGAUAAUGGACUUGUAAUUCCACCUGCAAAUCUUUUAAAUAUACCACAACCCGAGUAAGUAAAUUGAUUUUAAAAAUAAUAAUAAUAUACAUAGUAUGAUUAUUUUAGGAAUUUUUCUGUUCAAAAUUUAAAACUUCACAUGAGACCUCAUAAGUUAGUGAAAGCUAAAGAAGAUUUUGGCCCAUUUUUAUUUACACCGUUGAAGUUUGGAUCAAUGGAAAAAAACAAUGUUAAAAGUAAUAAAAUGGAGUAUGUUUGGGUAAUAAAUGAACCUUGUGAAGUUUUACUAGAACUUAGUAAUCCUCUGGACUUUGAAUUAGAAGUAGCAAAUAUUGUAAGUAUUUUAAAAUAUUUUUAUUUUUGAUAAAUAUUGAAUUUAAAUGCAUUUUAUUUUAGCUUUUAUUAACUAAUGGUGCUGUUUUUGAAAGUAUUCCAUACUCUAUAAACUUACCUCCUGAAAGUAAUUAUCACAAUGUCUCAUUAACUGGUAUACCUAAAGAAGUUGGUGAAAUUGAAAUUAAUGGAUAUUCAACACACACAUUGGGAGUAAAAUCAAAUUGUCGCCUUAAAAAUAUUCCUAAUGUACCUGAAUCUACAUAUAAUGUACAAGUGAUUCCUUCAAUGCCUUGUAUGGAAGCAUUAAUUGUAGACUCAAAAAAUGAUAAUGUAUCUUCAGUUACAUUAUUUGCUGGUGAGAGGUAAGUAAAUAUUAGAUAUUACUAAUAUAAUUUUAUUAAUAUAAAAAUAAAAUAGUAUUAUACAAUUUAUCUCUUGAGAAAUUAUACUUCACUAUUUAAUUUGUUUAUAUUAACUUAAUUUUUGUUUACAUAUUUACUAUAAAAAAUAAAUUGUAUAAAAUGGUUUAGGUUUUUUCUAUUACAAGGUUUUAUUAUGAUAUUAUUUUAUUGUUAUGUACACUUAUAUAUAUAGACAUAUACAUUUUUUUUAUUAUUGUUAUUAUUCAGUGUCGAUUAUAACCUAAAAAUAACAAAUGUAGGAUCAAUCCCUAUUGAGCUUUUGGAAAUAACAAUUGAAUCAACUAUCGAACAAUCAUUAAAAAAUAACAUCAUUCAAGUUAAUAUGGAAAAUAUAAGUCAUUAUUUACCAAUUACUCCUGAAUCAGAAAUUGUGUUGGAUAUUCAUUUAACUGGUGCAUUAAAUUUCCUAUCUAACAACCAAUAUCCACUUGCAGGUAUAUUGUAGUAAACAUUUUUUAAUUUAAGAAUGUUAAUUUUCUAUUGAUCAAUACAAAUGUUAAAGAAUUUUUUAUAAUAAUCAAAUUUGUAGUUUAAAUUAUAUUAAAUUAAUUAAAUUAAUAAUGGUUUAUUUUCAUUAAUAAAGAAUUAAAUAGUUUGAAGAGUAGUUUAACUACAUCGGGUCCAAGUUCAUAUCCAUCAUUACCUAGCCCUAAACAAAGAAAUGAACGAUUUUCUCCCACGACUGCCUCUUCAUUUCGGUAAAUUAAUUUUAUAUUUUUUUUCGUAUUCAUUUUUAUUAAAACAUUAUUCAAUGUAUUUUAGAUCAGGAGAAAGCAGUUUAAAUUCAAAUUGUUCCAGGUAUAGAAGCCCAACUGACAUAACUUCAUUGAAAGUAAUGUAUUUAAUUUAUUAGUUAUUAGGUGUUACUUUUUUUUGUACUUUAUUUUGAAUUUGUUCAAUAAUUCUAACAGUUUACAAAAUCAUAUUAUAUUUAGACAGGGUUAAAGUAAAAUUAAACAUUAUAAUUAUUUAAUUGAUAAACAAACUAUUUCAUUUAGUGCUUUACACUUAUUUUCAAUCAGUUUUGUUAUUUAGUAUUUCAUCAUUUUUAUCUCUAAUGGUAAUAGUUUUUGUUAUUUGAAAGAAUUAAAAUAUUAACUAUUAUUUUUAAUUUUAUAUUUUUAAGUAUGUCUUUUGGUGGAAAUCAUUUAUUAAAUAGUGUAUUAUAGAUUAGUGUUUAAAAGUUCAAUUAAAUAAUGUAGAGAGACAGGGAAAUACCAAUUUUUUAGCUGUCCUUUUAAUUUUGAUAUUUUACAUCUAUGCUAUCUGUUAAUUGUUAUAAUUAUUUUUUAUAUGUUUAAAAGUUUAAAAUAUUGAUUUUUUUUUAAGUUAAACAAUUUUAUCAAGAUUUAAUAUUAUUAAGUUUUCAAAAUAUAAUUAGAUACAACAAAAGUUCUUUCUAUAGAACAAAUCUGAUAUUAAAUAAAAGCCCUUUAUCAUAAUUUAUAUGUAAGUCAAUCAAUAUUGAUCUAUUUAAUCUACAAUAUUAAUUACUCAACUUUUUUUUAUGAUCAUUUAUGGUUGUAUUUUUUAUUUGUAUUACUUAACUUAUAAUUUAUACUCACUUGAAGUAAUAAAUAAUAUACAAAUAUUUGUUUAUAUUAGAUUAUUGAGUUUAAUGUUAAAGUCAAAUAUGCUGGUGGUGAAGGUAUGGCUGCUGGUUAUUGCAGAAUAAUUUCCUGUAUUUUAUCUGUGAAUAUUUUCAAUUCUGUAUUGGUAACUGGAUGGGAUGUUUUACAGGCAGAAACGUAAGUUUCUAUUUAAAUAUUUUUUAAUAUUAUUUUUAAAAAUAUGUCAUUGAUAGUGUGUGUAGUAAAAGCAUAAUUUUUUUCUUUUGUUCAAUUUUAUUUUCAUUUCUUCUAUUUAUUUAUAUGAGCAUAUUAUAUUAUCCUUUUCUUAUUUUUCCUUUUUCCUCUUUUAUAUUUAAUAAUUCUAUUAUACAUAAUUCAUCUGUUGUUAUAUUCUAUGCAUAUUUUUUUUACAGUUUAAAAUAAUUCAUUUCAUUGCACAUUAGCUUCAUCUAAACUUUUUAUUUCCCUUAGUUCUAAAAUCAACAUUUGGUUAUUUUGUUUCUAAUUUCAAAUUAAUUCUCAAACUAAACAUCUGCCUAGGGACCUUGUAUCUGAGUAUCUUAGCUUAGUAUGGUAGCUUAAGUAUCUACUGGAACUCCAUUUUGCGUUUCUCUAGGCAGUAUCCAUACAUUCAAUGGGGUAAUUAGCCCUAUUGAGUAUGUAGUUCAUACUGUAAAUACUCUGAAUACUAAUGUGAUGAUUUUUAUUAUUAUUUUUUUUAGAUUUUGGUUAUAGUAAGGAAUGUGUUGUUUUAAAUAUCUAUACUGUGUGUUUGUGUGUGUAAAUAAUUUAUUACCAAAAGUAAUGCUUAGAUUAUCAACUGUAGCAUUUUUACUUGAGCUAGUCUUGUUAGUGCAUUAGGGAAGUUAUUUUUUUCAUUUUUCUUGUAGUUUUCUUAAUAACUGUGAAAAACAAUACAAUUUACGCAAUAAUGAUUUCUUUUGUUUAAGAUUUCAUUUUUUUUGUUGAAAUUCAAUUAGAAGUAAAAGUAGAAAUGUUCACCUAAUAUUUAUAAUUGCACUUUCUAGACAUGAUUAACCAAAGUCUAUUCCACUUUGUCUAACCCAAUGACCCAGUUAGGAAAAACAAGCUGCUACUUGAUUCCAAACAAAGUUAUUAAAAUUUGUUGAGUGAGUGAUUAGUAUUAUAUGAGUUAUUAGUAUGUGUUUUCCAAUUGUAAUUAAUAAAAGAUCAUAACUCUUUCUAAAGUCAUAUUAAUAAGAACAAAAUAAUCCUAAAAUGUAUAAAUAUUGAUGAAUAUAAAGCAUUUUUGUAUUUUAGUGGUAACCAAUUUUAUUUGGUUCUUGAUGUUGUAAAUGUUACCAAUCAAGAAAUGGAACUAAAAUACACUGCAAAUAAAAGCAUACUAAUGGAAGAAAAAGAAUCUUAUAGAAUUCCAGUACCUGUUGAUCGAUUUUUAAUUCAUAGUUUGGAACAGGUUUGAUCAAAUAAUUUUGUUAAUAAACAACCAUCUAUAAUGGGCCAGCCCAAUGUUAAUUUUAGGUUAGUAUUGGCGAAGAAGGGCAAGCUGAUAUGAUAUCUCAAUGCAAUAAACAUAUAGCUGAACAAGUUCUAUUAAGAUGGUCAGUUAAUUCUUGUGAUGAUUUGCCUGUCAGAUGUGGUGUUGCAAAACUCCACGGUCUUACAUUAUGUCCUCAGAUGUUAGAUAUUGUUUGCACUUCACCAAUUUAUUGGGGUAAUAUUUUUGAAUACAUAUUUUUAGAUUCAAUCUAUAGUACUUUGCUUCAUUAGAAAUCAAUUUAAAUGACGAUAAGAUAGUCAGUGAAUGUGAUGAAAAACUAUCAUCAGAAAUAUCUCAAUAUCCUGUUGGUCAGCAACUGAAAUUACAAAUUUGGGUGCAUAAUUCACUCAUGUCUCCACUAGAUGAAGUUACAUUAGAAUUAAAUUUUUAUCAGGAUUAUUCAAAUGGAUCUAUAAACAGUCAAUUAGGAAACAGAUUAGUUACUACAGGAUCCACUAAAACUCAUAAAGCUAAAGUGAGUAGAUAAAUUAGGGACAUUGAUAUUAGUUGUUUGUACAAAUUGUUUACAUAUUUUUAUUUUAUCUUUUUAGGUAAAUGAACAAGAUAGCAUAUAUCAUGAAUGUGGAGUAGUAUUCUUUUAUCCGGGUCAGUACAAGUUAAAUUUGCAGUGCCAAACAUUAAAACAACAUGUUUGGAAAUUAAUACCUCCAUUGCAGUUGGAUAUUACAGCUGAAUAA
Molecule: messenger RNA, 8239 nt
Organism: Cinara cedri
Lineage: Eukaryota; Metazoa; Arthropoda; Insecta; Hemiptera; Aphididae
Source: the annotation of a GenBank genome assembly